This is a messenger RNA of Octopus sinensis (East Asian common octopus), 1547 nucleotides long. Its product is annotated as sushi, von Willebrand factor type A, EGF and pentraxin domain-containing protein 1-like. The transcript is spliced from 6 exons. NCBI's taxonomy places the organism in Eukaryota, Metazoa, Mollusca, Cephalopoda, Octopoda, Octopodidae. Bases 464 to 1480 code for a protein of 338 amino acids. Gene Ontology annotation, molecular function: calcium ion binding. The record is from RefSeq and is a predicted model, not a curated record.
UCAAAGCAUGUACCAUAACCACUUUGCUCCAUCCUCUCUUUUUCCUUCUUAUACAUUACUACAACCGCUUUCCCUACACCUUCACCACCACCGUCACUGCCACCCCUGUCACCUUUAUAAUCUCACCCAUACAUUACCACACACCACUGUUAAUUACCGCAACAGCUCUUAUCCAUCAAUACGCCAUUAGCUCACACUGUCAAUUUUACAAACUCGCCCCCAAAACUGUGCACACAUACACCACCAUCGUGUCUACCAUUACAACUAUCAUUACAGUUUAACCCUCCUCCACCACCACACACACAUACACAUACCCACUACCACCAACUUCCCUGUCACAGCAGCUUCAUCCACGACAACACCAUCACCACAUCAAGUGACACUUCCGUAUGCUCCACCAGCACCAGAGUCCUUUAGUGAAGCUAUUCUAGCGGUUGUGUUCACUUUGAGACGGUGUUUAAGUAUGAAGAUGUCAACACGGCUAAAACUAUACUUUAUGACCAAACUAUAUACUGUAUGUGUUGCUUUAUCCUUGUUGCUAAUGGCAACAACAGCAGGCGCAAAAGACAGUCAGCUAGGAGAUCGAUAUUGCUUUCCACCAUGGGAGCCAAUAAAUGGACAUUAUAAUAUAUGGGGUGAUGGUCUAUUAGUGGAAUUUGAAUGUAACAAAGGAUUUAACUUAGUUGGCGACUCUUUCGGAGCUUGUGAUACUGAAGCUGGAAUUUGGACUGUUUCCCCACCACUUUGCCUUGGUACAAAAUGUAAAGAACCAAAGUACUUCACUUAUGGGCAAAUGACAAUUAAACACAACGGUGGGAUGAUUACAUUUGACUGUAAAGCCGGUUAUCAUCUAUUUGGAUCGCGGACUCUCCAAUGUGACGGAACCAAAUGGAAUACCACUCUGCCAGCUUGUCUCAGAAACAGAGGCAAAUAUCCUUCAAGCUACAUGGAGAAGUUGAUUAAUGCCAAACGUCUAAGGCUGCAGUAUCGCAAGAAUAAUAUGACGAGUUUGCUGGAGUCAGAUGACAGCUGUAAUGUAGAGCGAAUCGAUCCGCCAGAGAUUGAGAAUGCACGAUUUCGGACCUCAUUCUAUUAUAAUGUAAUGAAUAAGUCUUACGUAAUGUUUGCCACUUACCAGUGUGUUACAGGCUACAAAUUAAGAUACGCGGACAUGCGGCAUUUAUACUGCCAGAAUCGAAAAUGGCGAGCUCCAGUUUUCCCGGAAUGCAUCAAGAAUAUGACAGCCUGUGAAAGGAACAAUGGUGGAUGCCAACAGAUGUGUGUAAUACGGGAACAUGGUUAUAGUUGUGAGUGCAGGACUGGUUUUACACUGGGUGAAAACAGGAGAAAUUGUAUAGACUUCAACGAAUGUAUUUUCAACAACGGCAACUGUCACCAGGUAUGCUAUAAUACACCAGGUUCAUUCUUCUGCGGAUGUAGACCCGGAUAUCUCAUGGACAAAGGUAUCUGUAAAGGUUAGUCAACUCGUUUCCAGCUUGAUGAAGUCUAUAAUUGCCAACGGAAUUUAAAAAAAAAGAAUUUAAAAU